Molecule: messenger RNA, 1317 nt
Organism: Linnemannia hyalina
Lineage: Eukaryota; Fungi; Mortierellomycota; Mortierellomycetes; Mortierellales; Mortierellaceae
Source: the annotation of a GenBank genome assembly
AUGGAAGAUCACCACCGCCACCAGCAACAGCAACAGCCCCAGCAGCAGCACUACCAGGCAGGCCUUGUCUACGGUCAACCCCCUCAGGGAUCUCAUGACGACCAGUCGAGAUACCAGGGUUACCAGCAGUCGUUUCAAGCACUUCCCGGGAUGAUGGCCCCACAAAGCCCUGCAGGAUCUUCGCCCACCUCGUCCCACUCCAGAUUGGCACACGACCAGGACCAGCAACAGCCUCAACACCAUGCAGGAGCAUUCCAGCCCGACCUGGGUGGUCAACCUGCUCAGCUGGUGGGCGGUGAAGGAGCCAUGGGUCACGCGCCUGCUGCUCCUGCCGACGAGGAGCCUCUCUAUGUCAACGCCAAGCAGUAUCAUCGUAUCUUGAAGCGCCGUGCUGCCCGUGCCAAGUUGGAGGAGUUGAACCGCAUGGCCAAGAUCCGCAAGCCAUACUUGCACGAAUCUCGUCAUAAGCACGCCAUGCGUCGCCCCCGUGGCCCAGGAGGUCGCUUCUUGACAUCGCAGGAGAUUGCAGAGAUGGACCGGCUUCAGGCAGAGUUUGAGGCACAGGGAGGAGUUGGACCCCUUGGUGGUGAUAUGCACUUGGCCCACCACCAACACACCCCACAGCAGCAACAGGCGUUCAUCCAGCAGCAGAUUCAAAUCCAGCGUCAACAAGCUCAACAACAACCGAAUCCUCAGCAGCCCCAGCAGCAACCCCAACAGCAACCUCAGCAGCAACCCCAGCAGCAGCAGCAGCAGCCACAACAACAGCAACCGCCACAUCACCCUCCUCAGCAGCAACAUCAUGGACAGAGUCCUCAGGAUGGACAGAUGACCAUGCCGCUCCAGCACCAUGUGGUUCCUCACCAGCCUGGGCAACUUGACCCUCAGCAGCAGCAGUACCAGAUGCAUGCAUCUGUUCUCCAGCAACAUCAUGAACUGCAGCAACACCACCAGCAUCAACAACACCACCAACAGCAUUUCCAUCCACAGGACCCUCAGCGGUAUCAGCCUGACGCAUACGGGACUCACCAACAACAUAACCUCUAUGCUGGGGGACCAACGGGGUUGUACGAUCCUAAUGUUGCAGUGACGGGUGGCGCUCCCACGAAUGGGAUCUUGAAGAUCGAAGCCCAGGACGAUCCAACCUUCUCGAACAACCUCCUCCACAGCGCCAAUGGCAGCCAUAACAGCAAUCAACAUAUUCCUUUGUCGACGAAUCCAAGCAACACCAAUGGCAAAGACAAUGAUGGUUCGGAUGGUUCUCAGGGCGGUAACGGGCAGACGCCACCCUCGAACGACAACAACCACACGAGUUGA